Culex quinquefasciatus (southern house mosquito) is the source of this 1791-nucleotide messenger RNA. RefSeq names its product headcase protein. The record is from RefSeq and is a predicted model, not a curated record. Lineage: Eukaryota; Metazoa; Arthropoda; Insecta; Diptera; Culicidae. Gene Ontology annotation, cellular component: nucleus. The annotation marks the transcript as partial. Gene Ontology annotation, molecular function: transcription cis-regulatory region binding. The transcript has a single exon. Gene Ontology annotation, biological process: regulation of transcription by RNA polymerase II.
GUUCAGCCCGGAUAUGCUUCGUACUACCGGCAAGCUCCCCAAGUCAUUCCACAGGCUCGUGUAGUCAACCAACCUGUGGUCUACGCGCAGAGGCCUGCCGUCGUCUCGUCCUACUACCGUCAACCGGUGGCCACUCCACAGGUCACUUCCAUUGUGAUUCCUCCAGCGGUUCAGACCACUUCGACGGUACUGUCGACGUCCUUCACCGGCCAACAGCAGCCACUGUCAUUCGGAAGCUUCGGAUCCCAGGAACCCUUGUCUUUUGCUAGCUUCGGGUCCCAGGAACCUCUGAAUUUCGGAUCCAGCUUCGGAUCCCAGGAACCUCUUUCCUUUAGCAGCUUCGGAACCCAAGAACCUCUGAAGAUUUCCAGCUUCGGAUCCCAGGAACCUCAGUCCUUCACCAACUUCGGAUCCCAGCAGCCAAUCUCCUUCACCGACUUCGGAUCCAAAGCGCCAGAACCCGCAAUUUCAAUUACUCCGUCGAAUUCCCUAUCGUUCUCCUUUGCGGACAGUGCCGCGUCUUCCGCUGCCAGCACCGGAAACAGUGGAUUCUCGGUAGAAACGGUCAAGUCCGAGGGUCACUCCUACUCCCUGGCUCCGGAGCACUACACCGUCGAGAAGAUGAUCGCUCCGGUCACCACAAUCGAAUCCUUCGAAGAAACUCACCACGCAGAUGUCCCGGAAUCUCCCCAAGCCAACUUUGUCCAGGAACUGUCACUGCGAGGAUCGGAAGAACCUCUGGACGUGCAAGCCAUUGCCGGUGCUUCCGCUACCGUCGAAGUAGACGGCAAAGCCGUCGAGGAACCCACCGCAUCCAAAGUAGUUCAAACUGAAGCAGCUGCCGUAGAACCGGAAGAACCAAUCACUCUGCCUGUCGUAGACGAAGCUCCUGAAGUGGAGGAAAUCGCUGAAGUGGCCCAAGUUUCCGUCCAAGAUCAGAAGACCGAGACCCGCUUCCAAGCUGAGCAACAAGAACAACAAUUCCAGCAACAGCAACCCCAAGCGAUCGCCGCCGUCCAACUCAACCAAGCGGAAAUCACCGAGCAGAUCCUCAAGCAGGCCAUCCCGAACGUCGUCAACCAGGUGUCCGGACACAUCAUCCAGCAGGCCAUCCCGCUGGUCGUAGACCGUGCCGUCCCGCAGGUCGUCUACCAGGCCGGCUCCGCCGUCGCCCAGCAAACCAACAAGCAGUCCGAACCCGUCCAGAUCGUAACCCCGUUCAACACCCACCAACAAAACCACCAGAAACAAAACGAAAAGGUUUUCGUCAUGUACGCCACGUCAGCCCCCAACAACCAGCAGUUCGAAAACGUCUUCAACAAAAACAACCAAUACGACGUCGAGGAAAACCUGGUCGUCCCCAUCGGAAACCGUAACCAACAGCAACAACAACAGCAAUCCCAAUUCCAAAUCACCCGCGGAAUCCAAGCAGGCUCCGGCACCCAGGAGCAGCGUCAAAACACCGCCUACUUCAACCACCAUAUUGUCAGCAACUUCCAGCGGGAGAAUGCGCUGCUGAAGCAACAACAGCAGCAAGGUGGGGUUAUUGGCAGCGGCGGCCAGGGUGCCACCUUCGAGCAGAUCCAGCAAAGCUACCCGGGACUGCUGCAGCGGAACAAGCGGAAGCCGGAGGCUUAAGCUUGUGUUUUUUUUAACGAGAAACAAUAGCCAAAAAUUUGACUGACUAACCUUGAGUUCGACUAACACCUCUGUAGUGCAAAUGGUUGUAUUUCAUGUUGAAAAUUGUACAAAAAGAAUAACAAAUAAAUACACGCGAAUUCUGUGCCAAAA